Molecule: messenger RNA, 2169 nt
Organism: Chanos chanos (milkfish)
Lineage: Eukaryota; Metazoa; Chordata; Actinopteri; Gonorynchiformes; Chanidae
Gene: cnga2b
Product: cyclic nucleotide gated channel subunit alpha 2b
Exons: 6
Coding region: 1-2169 (722 amino acids)
Biological process (GO): monoatomic cation transmembrane transport
Cellular component (GO): intracellular cyclic nucleotide activated cation channel complex; plasma membrane
Molecular function (GO): protein-containing complex binding; intracellularly cAMP-activated cation channel activity; cGMP binding
Source: RefSeq, a predicted model, not a curated record
AUGACAGGUCAGGCUGCGGUAGAGAGGUCUCUGUCGUCUCAUCGUCUCUCUGUGAGAUCUACUUUAGAUGAGGAACUGGACCAGGGAGAGAGCACACUCAGCAGAACUCAGUCAGUGUGUGAUGACACGUCCUCGGAGCUGCAGCGUAUUGCUGCUCUUCACCCUCGUGAUGGAACAUCCCGGAACUCUUUCAGAGGGAGGGGAGCUCUGUCCAGACUGGUGAAUCUGGUGGUGACCCUGAGAGAGUGGGCUCACAGGAGUUUAUUGGAAGAGGAGGAAAGACCCGAUUCUUUUCUGGAGCGCUUCCGUGGCCCCGAAAUCCAAGCUCCGCCCAGUCGCAUCAGCAACAACCAAGACACCAACGGGAAUGAAACUAAAGGCAGCUCUAAGAAAAAGCGUGAGAUAUUUGUCAUCUCUCCCUCUGAUGACCGGUACUACUACUGGUUGUUUGUUAUCGCUGUGGCUGUGCUGUAUAAUUGGGUACUCCUGGUGGCCAGAGCGUGCUUUGACCAACUACAGACUGAAAACUAUAUCCUGUGGCUGGUUCUUGACUAUUUCUGUGAUGUGAUGUAUUUCGUAGACACCUUUAUCCAUCUGAGAACAGGUUUUCUGGAGCAAGGGCUUCUGGUGAAGGACUUGACCAAACUGAAGGACAGUUACGUUCGCACGUUACAGUUCAAACUGGACGUGGUGUCCAUCCUGCCCACUGACCUGGCUUACAUAAGCACAGGCAUUCACACACCGCAACUUCGCUUCAACCGUCUUCUCCGCUUCCCGCGCAUGUUUGAGUUCUUCGACCGCACGGAGACGCGGACCAACUACCCCAACAUCUUUCGCAUCUGCAACCUGGUGCUGUACAUCCUGGUCAUCAUCCACUGGAACGCCUGCAUCUACUUCGCCAUCUCCAAAUCCCUGGGCUUUGGCUCAGACCAGUGGGUUUAUCCCAACAUCACCAACCCAGAGUAUGGCCGGCUCGUCCGCAGUUAUGUUUACUGCCUGUACUGGUCCACGCUCACUCUCACCACCAUCGGGGAGAUGCCGGCCCCGGCGCGUGACGAGGAGUACGUCUUUGUGGUCUUUGACUUCCUGGUGGGUGUGUUGAUCUUCGCCACCAUCGUAGGAAACGUGGGCUCCAUGAUCUCCAACAUGAACGCCACGCGAGCCGAGUUCCAGGCGCGCAUCGACGCGGUCAAACACUACAUGCAUUUCCGCAAGGUCAGCCGCGAGCUGGAGACGCGCGUGAUCAAGUGGUUUGACUACCUCUGGACCAAUCAGAAGGCCGUGGAUGAGCAGGAGGUGCUGAAGAAUCUCCCAGAUAAGCUGCGGGCGGAGAUUGCCAUAAACGUGCAUCUGGACACGCUGAAGAAGGUGCGCAUCUUCCAGGACUGUGAGGCCGGCCUGCUUGUGGAGCUGGUGCUAAAACUCCGACCCCGAGUGUACAGUCCAGGCGACUACAUCUGCCGGAAGGGCGACAUCGGGAAGGAAAUGUACAUCAUUAAAGAGGGGAGACUGGCGGUGGUGGGGGACGAUGGCGUCACGCAGUUCGCUCUGCUGACCUCCGGCGGGUGCUUCGGUGAGAUCAGCAUCCUCAACAUUCAGGGCAGUAAAAUGGGCAACCGCCGCACUGCCAACAUCCGUAGCAUCGGCUACUCCGACCUGUUCUGCCUCUCCAAAGAUGACCUCAUGGAGGCGGUGACGGAGUACCCUGAUGCACAGAGGGUUCUGGAGGAGCGUGGGAGGGAGAUCCUGAAGAAGCAAGGCCUCCUGAAUGAGAGCGCGCCGACCGGCGGGUUGGGUGUGCUGGACACGGACGAGAAGGUGGAGAGGCUGGAGGCAUCACUGGAUGUGCUGCAGACGCGCUUUGCCAGGUUGCUGGGGGAGUUUACGGAAACCCAGCAGCGGCUUAAGCAGCGAAUCACAGCGCUGGAACGGCAGCUAUGCCACACAGGCCUCGGGGCUGUGUCGGACCAUGAGACAGACGCAGAAACGGACACACACACACAAGCUGACAUACACGUAAAUGCAGAAACAUGCACUCGAUCAGGUGCAGACGCUGUUCCAAACGUGGAUAUGAGAACGAGCAAGGAUAAAAGUCCGGACAGUACUGCCGUCCAGGGCAGCAACCCAGGAACAGAAACAGCACAGACUGAGUCUAAGAGCAACUCCUGA